GGAAGAUAGAAAUGAAAUUAACCUAGCUCAGAAUGCACAUUCUUCCAUACAGAAUUGUGUGUUCCUUCUCUCUCUCCCUGCUCACUCGGUGAGAACUCACAAGUUAUCAGUGAGCCUUACAUAUAUGAGAUUUCUAGAUCUCCAGCAUUGACUCAUUGUAACUAACUUUCCCAUCAAUUUGUCGUUUUAAUUUUGGAUUUGGUUUGCCGAAUGGGAGAAACGGUGGUCAUGCAGAGCAGGAAGCGGAGAUUCCAAAGAGAAUAAUCAAACACACUAUUUUGCUUCUGCUUUCUGGCUUUUCGUAGUCUAUCAGUUUUGGAUUUUUUAAAUUAAUUGAGCAGAAAUAAAAUAUUCGAUCCCUUCUGCACUUACUCAGUACUCACAUGCUUCAUCACUCAGCGGUUAGUCGGCGAAAGGUUCAACGGUGGAGGUGCUCCUUGUGGUGAGGAAAGGAUCGUGAUUGAAAAAAGUUGUGACCUUUAUGGGGAAAUUGAGCUUCUGAGAGCACCAUGUGAUAGUCCCAGGCAGGAAUCUAAUUCUUUUAUUUUCCUUGACGUUUUUCAUUGAGGAUUGGAGAAGUGAAGUGAAUGGAGGUUGGGGAGAUGGAUGGAAAAGAGCCACAAGUUGAGGUUCCUUUGGUACCUGCCACCCUUAUUAAGCCUGUUCCUCUAAAACCAGUGCCGAUCUACACGCCCGGGGUGAUUAACCAAAUGGGUUAUCAUGCAAAUGGAGCAGUUGCAUGUGUUGAAUUUUCAAUUGGCCAGGAGAAAUUGUGUAGGUCAGAUAUUAGGUCAGCUAUUGGGUCAGACGUCGCUCGUGACAGUGGCAAAACUGGCGAACAUACAGCUUCUGAUGCUUCUUCCAGCUUCAGCAAACUCGGGUUUUGUGAACAUUUGUUCGCGGUUGAGGCUGAAUCGAGGAACUCCAGUAUGACAAAAGGGACUAAUGAAGGAUUCAACAAUCCAUUUGUCCCUUCUUUCAUCCUUGACAAUAUUCAGGACCCUCAGGAAACAUACAUUGCUUGCUGUAGCAACAGAAUUUCACAGGAUACCCCAUUUACACUUGACAAUGCGGACAAAGAAAGCAGACAAAUAGCAUCAAUGCAAAUCAAUAUGGAAGAAAAUGAUCCAGGUGGGGAAGAGAGAAAUGGCCCUGCCAGUAAGCUUGACAGUAAUGUACUGCCAAGCAGCAAAGAACUCUGUGACCCUAUCAUGGAAUUCGCUGCUAUUUCUUCACCAUUCAAGGAGAAUCAAAACCAGGAUAAGGGAAGCAAUCUUGAUACUAAUCUUAAUAAAACACCACAACCAAAACCAAGGAGAAGAAAACACCGUCCCAAGGUCAUCAAAGAAGGCAAACCCAAAAGAACUCAGAAGCCUGUUACCCCAAAGCCUGUUCAAUCAAAAGGAAACCCAACUGUGAAGAGGAAAUAUGUGAGAAAGAAUGCAUUGACCAAGACUUCUAUUCCUCCAACGGAAGUGACUAGCGAAUUGACAAAAGAAAUGCCUGAAACUGCCAAAACGUCUUGUAGAAGGGUCAUAAAUUUUGACAUGGGAGCAAGAGAUGAAAGUUCUGCUGGCAUAGAAAACGUAACUGCACUGUUGGGAAAAGAAAAUGGCGUGAAUGUAGGCCUUGCAGAUGAUCUGAACUCUUAUGUGAAGCAGGCGUCAAACAGUUACACAUCAAUACCAGAAGACACGCAAGCCCAAAAUACAUUUCCUUCGGGAAGAAAAGGCUCAGGGACAAAACCAGCUGCAAAGAGGAAGUAUGUGAGAAGGAAAGGAGUGAGCAUGACUUCUGCUCCUGCAGCAGAAAUUACUUUAGGGAUGCCCCAGUCCACCCAAAUGCCAUGUACAGAGUUUAGAAAUUUUGAUGAAAUAACCAGAGAUCAAAGGUGUGAAGUCAAAGAGCAUGCAACAGUAUGUACUGGUAGUGAAAUUGGUGUAAUCAUGCAGGAAAUGAAUGCAGGCCUAGCAAACUAUUUAAACACUUCCGUUACCCAGCCAACAAAAGAUUGCAUGUCUUUAGCAGAAGACUCACGAGCCCUAAAUACAUCUUCAGGAAGAAAAUGCUCUGUGACAGAACCAGAGGAAAACUCAGCUGUUAAGAAGAAUACAAGGAAAAAGGUGAAUUCGACUUCUCUAACAGAAGUGGCUGGAGAAAUGAUUACAGAAAAUGUGCCUGGAUCAGCCCAAGAGAAUCCAAUUAUCAUUCCAGGCAUAGAAAUUGGUGUAGCCAUGCAGGAUACUAAUGUAGGUCUUGCCUAUGAUCUUAACACUGACAUGAAGCUGGCAUCAAACACUUACGUGUCAUUACCAGAAGAAACACAAGCCACAAAUACAUCUUCAAGAAAAAAGAGAUCUGGGACAAAGCGAAACGAAAACCCAACUGCCAAAAGGAAGUAUGUGAGAAAGAAACGGGUGAAGACAUCUGCUCCUCCAAUUGAAGUACCAGGAGAAUUGACUAGAGAAAACAUGUCAGUAUCUCCUAUUCCUUCAGAAAUAACAGGAUUGACUGAAACAGUGAUAGUUCAUUCUAACAAUAUGUCAUGGAGGCCUUCAAAAUCUGACAUGGGAACUAGAGAUGUAAGGUAUGUACGGAGAGAAAAUUUACAUUUGCACAUGGGAAAGGAAAAUGUGGUGUUAGAGGAAACAAAAGUAGGUCUCAAGUGUAAUCAAGACCCUUGGAUGAACGCAACAUUAACUAAUUGCAAUCCAUUACCUGACAGAAUGCAACAACUUGGUACAUCUCCUGGAGCUACACAUCUUAGUACAUCUCUUUCAAAAUACACCCACCUUGGGACAACGGCUUGGGAUGGAAACAUCAGUAAUAGUCAAAGUUCAACCAUGAGGUUACAAAUGGAUGGUACAAAGAGGAAAUAUUCUAGUAGCUUUAGUCAUGCUGAUGACAGCAGCAUGAAUCUGAUUGGAGCACAUUUUAAUGGAUUGUUAUCAUACAAGAAUAGCUGCUACCUUCAGUUUCCAAACAUACAGAAGAAAAGGAGAACUGGAAAAGGGAAAACUUCUGGCACGUACAACAAAUCUGUGACUGCAACAAAAGUCCAACAGGCAUAUCCUCAGAAAGAUGCUCUAGGACAUCCUUAUGCAUCACGCCCUAGCUGCUGGAAUUAUGGAUCUGGUUAUAAUACGACAGCGGUCCCAGUCAUUAGUGAAUUUCCUGAAAAUUUUAUUGAUAAUACUAAAGCAUUUAUGUUGUCUUUGAAAAGGCGGGAAGAAAGGUCUCAAACCUCUAAUUGUGGUUCUGGUUCUCCAACCAGAAUUAGAAACGGUGAUACUGAACCAAAUUAUAAUACAAAACAAGUAGGGAUACCUGCCAGAGAAACAUUUAGGGAUGCAAAAAGACCUCAAACAUGCAUUGAUGCUUUAAUCGCAGAUACACCUACAUCACUGCCAAAAAAGAAACGGAAUAGAAAGAAAAAAGUCAUUUCCAGUUCAGCACAUUCUAACACAAACGAGAUGCUACAUAAUUUUACAUUGGGGAAGCCAUCAGAUGUUGCUUCCGAAGUACUGUGGAAAACAAUGAGCUAUGUUGAUGCAUUAACAUUGCAGUUUAGACGACUAAACAUAAACACAGAAGCCAGAGACCUCGCAUUUCAUGAGCAGAAUGCACUUGUUCUGUAUAAACAGCCAAAUCGAAAGCAAAACAGCCUUAUCCGUGGAGAUGGGGCCAUUGUUCCCCUUCAAAUCAAGAAACAGCAUCUACGACCAAAGGUUGACCUUGAUGAUGAGACCGAUAGAGUGUGGAAGCUUUUGUUGCUUGAUAUAAACAGUCCUGGAAUUGAUGGAACAGAUGAAGAUAGGGCCAAAUGGUGGGAAGAAGAGCGGAAUGUGUUCCGAGGACGAGCAGACUCAUUUAUUGCACGGAUGCAUCUUGUACAAGGAGACAGACGAUUUUCUCGAUGGAAAGGAUCAGUUGUGGAUUCAGUGAUUGGAGUUUUCCUCACCCAGAAUGUCUCUGACCAUCUUUCCAGCUCUGCUUUCAUGUCCCUUGCUGCUCGAUUUCCAAAAAAUUUAGGUAGCAUGUACAAAGCACACCAGGCAGAAGACACAAGGCUGGAACCACAAGUGCGUGUAGUGGAACCAGAAGAAGGAACUGAAUGGAAUGUAAAAUUAUUGAAUCAAUCUGUUUAUGACCAGAGUUCUUUGACGACAGAUAUAGUUGAGCGUUCUGCAGAAAAAGAAGCCAUCAACAGCAAUGAUUCAUGUGGAACUACCAGCAGUGCAAUUAGUCUGUCAGAUGAAUCAAACUCCAGAUUGUCAGUAUCAUCUCAACAAAAUAUUAAGGAACAGUGUAGUCCAAUGGGAAGUGGACUAUAUUGUUCCACAAUUGAGGAAGGAGAAGAAAAAUCAUGUGAUGAUGAUAGGAAAGAGUUGAUUGAUAUAGUUUCAUCCCAAGGCUCUGUCAUUUCAUCUCAAAUUUCUGGAGAUUUUUCAAAUGAUCAAAAUCCUGAGAAAAUAGGAGCAUGUUCAGAUAGCAACUCGGAAGUAGAAGUUCUAUCGAAAACAGCAAAGUGCAACCAUUAUGAUAGUAACACUUCUUUCAGUAAACUCCUCGAAAUGGUUAGUUCAACCAAGUUUUAUGAAGAUAACAAUCAGAAAAGCAAAUCAAAUCAGAACUUAAGAGAUGCAUAUGAUCAAUCUUUAUGCAGGCAGCAUGACACCCCAAAAGAAAGCUUGCAAAAGUCAAGUGUUACUCAUGGCUCUUCAGAAGCAUCCAUUAACCUGUCCCAUGACUGCUUUGAUCCUUUCAAAACCAAAUCAUCAGGUGACUUCUUGAUGAAAAAGGAUGAUAAUGGCAUGAACAGAUCUAGUUCUCAAACAACAGAACCUGCCAGCCAAGUUGCAAUUACUCUUUCUCAAACUAUUGUGUCUCAAGUCCAUCCUCAGGAACAAAGCAAUCACCAGCAACAAAGCUUUUUCAAUUUCAACAGCCCUGAACAAACUCAAGAUCUUAUGCAGAAAGAAAGGGGAUCAGAUCUUGGCAAGCACAAAAAUGCCACGAGGAAUGGAGUCAAUGAGAUAAGUUCUGCCCCAUUAAAAGUAAAGACCAAGGAUCAAGGAAAAGUUCAAAAGGAUGAUUUUAACUGGGAUAGUUUAAGAAUAGAAGCACAAGCUAAGGCUGGGAAAAGAGAAAAGACAGAAAACACCAUGGAUUCUUUAGAUUGGGAAGCUGUGAGAUGUGUAGAUGUCAAUGAAAUUGCCAAGACCAUCAAAGAACGGGGUAUGAACAACAGGCUUGCAGAACGGAUUCAGAAUUUCCUGAAUCGCCUGGUUGAAGAACAUGGAAGCAUUGACCUUGAAUGGCUGAGAGAUGUUCCACCAGACAAAGCAAAAGAAUACUUGCUCAGUGUAAAAGGAUUGGGAUUGAAAAGUGUGGAAUGUGUGCGGCUUUUAACACUGCACCACCUUGCCUUCCCGGUAGACACAAAUGUUGGACGAAUAGCAGUACGACUGGGGUGGGUACCUCUGCAGCCACUGCCUGAAACACUGCAGUUGCAUCUCCUAGAAUUGUACCCAGUGUUGGAAUCAAUACAGAAAUACCUCUGGCCCCGACUGUGCAAGCUAGAUCAAAAAACACUAUAUGAGCUACAUUAUCAGAUGAUUACAUUUGGAAAGGUCUUCUGUACAAAAAGCAAACCAAAUUGUAAUGCAUGCCCAAUGAGAGGAGAAUGUAGACAUUUUGCUAGUGCAUUUGCAAGUGCAAGGCUUGCACUGCCUGGACCAGAGCAGAAGACUAUAGUUAGCACAGUUGGAAAUAGUGUGAUUGACCAGAAGCCAUCUGAAACCAUCAGUCAGUUGCACUUGCCUCCCCCUGAGAACACAACCCAAGGAGAAGAAAUUCAACUAACAGAAGUGUGCAGGCCAUUGGAAUCAAAAUCAGAGAUAAAUAUUUGUCACCCUAUCAUUGAAGAGCCAACAACUCCAGAACCAGAAUGCUCCCAAGUAUCACAAAUUGAUAUAGAGGAUACUUUCUAUGAGGAUUCAUGUGAAAUUCCUACCAUCAAGCUUAACAUAGAAGAGUUCACUCUGAAUUUACAAAAUUACAUGCAAGAAAAGAUGGAACUCCAAGAAGGUGAAAUGUCAAAGGCAUUGGUUGCUUUGAAUCCAGAAGCUGCUUCAAUUCCUAUGCCCAAGCUAAAGAAUGUGAGCCGAUUACGAACAGAGCACUGUGUUUAUGAACUCCCAGAUACACAUCCUCUUCUGCAAGGGUGGGACACACGAGAGCCUGAUGAUCCAGGCAAAUACCUUCUUGCUAUAUGGACUCCAGGUGAAACAGCAAAUUCUAUACAGCCACCAGAAAGCAAAUGCAGCUCCCGAGAAGAAUAUGGCCAACUCUGUAAUGAGAAGGAAUGUUUUUCAUGCAACAGUUUCCGAGAAGCUAAUUCACAGAUAGUUAGAGGGACACUCUUGAUACCAUGUCGAACAGCUAUGCGGGGAAGUUUUCCACUGAAUGGCACCUAUUUCCAGGUCAAUGAGGUAUUUUCUGACCACGAGUCUAGUCUUAACCCAAUCAGUGUGCCCCGAAGUUGGAUCUGGAACCUAAAUAGACGAACAGUAUAUUUUGGAACCUCCGUACCAACAAUAUUUAAAGGUUUAACAACUCAAGAAAUUCAACAAUGCUUUUGGAGAGGUUAUGUCUGCGUGCGGGGAUUUGACAGGGAAACACGAGCACCCCGUCCUCUGAUGGCUAGACUACAUUUCCCAGCUAGCAAGUUGGCUAAGACUAAAGAGAAGACCGAAAAGGGAUCGACUUCCGCAAAAUCACGAGGAAUGAAAUCAAAUGUAGAACAGCCGGAAUUGAUUUCUAACAGUAGCAACUUUUAAUGGAAGGGAAGAAACUUCAGAUAAAUCAGUAUUACGCAUCCCAUAGUGUGUUGACCGGUAGCAUGUAUAAAAUGACGAAGUCAUUAUUUAAUUUAACUUUGAGUUCUUUCUAUCGUGCUCAGAGACUGAGCAGUUUUUCCAGAUUAGGACCCCCAAUAAUGUCUGGUGGUAGCACUUAGGCUCUAGUUUCUUGUUUCCAGAAAAAAAAAUCACAUGAUGUGGAUUGUGAGCCAUGUAAUGCUGCUAUAUGAGAUUAACUGGGAUACUUGCGUAACAGCACAGUACCUUUCACCCCAACUACUGCUUAAGGUACUUACGAAUUCUAGAUUUGAAUGUCAUGCCCCUCUCUUCA
This is a messenger RNA of Vigna angularis (adzuki bean), 7194 nucleotides long. RefSeq names its product DNA glycosylase/AP lyase ROS1. The transcript is spliced from 20 exons. Lineage: Eukaryota; Viridiplantae; Streptophyta; Magnoliopsida; Fabales; Fabaceae. Gene Ontology annotation, biological process: base-excision repair. The record is from RefSeq and is a predicted model, not a curated record. The coding region runs from base 588 to 6842 and encodes 2084 amino acids. Gene Ontology annotation, molecular function: DNA demethylase activity; 4 iron, 4 sulfur cluster binding; DNA N-glycosylase activity.